AUUGUUUUGGUUUAAAUCGCCUUUCGAAUAUAUAACCACAAUAUUCAUUUUGAUUUUUAUACGUUAGUAAAUUAAGUUGAAUUUAAUGGAAAUAGUUUUAAAAAUGAGUGCGUUGGUGUUUAAAAGAUCUUUUUACGUAUACAACACAUUAAGGGCCAAACAAAUACCAAAUAAUUUAAAAGGAAAAAGUAAAAGUUCCCAAGAAUGGCUGACAAGACAAAUGGCAGAUCCAUAUGUCGAGAAAGCAAAAAUGAUGAAUUAUCGUUGUAGAAGUGCCUUCAAACUAUUGGAGAUUGAUGAAAAAUAUCAUAUAAUUAAGCCGGGAGAUACAGUAAUCGAUUGUGGUGCAGCGCCUGGUAGUUGGACACAAAUAGCAGUAGAACGAUCAAAUGCCAAUGGAAAUAUGGAAAAUAAACCAAAAGGAGCAGUGUUCAGUAUGGACUUGUUACAUUUUCAUGCAGUACCAGGCGCCACCAUAUUUGGAGGAAUGGAUUUUACAAAACCUGAAAAUCAAUUGCGUUUAAAAUCAGCUUUAGAUGGGAGAAAAGUUAAUUGUGUUUUAUCGGAUAUGGCUCCAAAUGCUACGGGCGUUAGAAUGUUAGAUCAAGAAAUUAUUAUUAAUCUUUGUUACGACGUUCUACGCUUUGCUUUGGCCAUGUCAGCUCCACAAGCAAAUUUUAUUGUUAAAGUUUGGGACAAUGGCGAUGUACCCAAAUUGGAAAAGGAUAUAUCAAGAUUUUAUGAAAAGGUUAAGCGUGUAAAGCCUCGGGCUAGCAGAGGAGAUUCAUCAGAGCAUUUCUUUGUAGCAAGGGGAUUUAAAGGUCUAGGAAAUGUCAUCAAAGAACAAAAAUAAAAUUUUUAAAAUUUA
Lucilia cuprina (Australian sheep blowfly) is the source of this 868-nucleotide messenger RNA. It is a transcript of the gene Mrm2, whose product is annotated as rRNA methyltransferase 2, mitochondrial. Gene Ontology annotation, cellular component: mitochondrion. Lineage: Eukaryota; Metazoa; Arthropoda; Insecta; Diptera; Calliphoridae. The record is from RefSeq and is a predicted model, not a curated record. The transcript has 2 exons. Gene Ontology annotation, molecular function: rRNA (uridine-2'-O-ribose)-methyltransferase activity. Gene Ontology annotation, biological process: RNA methylation. The coding region runs from base 86 to 853 and encodes 255 amino acids.